This is a messenger RNA of Strigops habroptila (Kakapo), 12203 nucleotides long. RefSeq names its product SNF2 histone linker PHD RING helicase (gene SHPRH). Bases 413 to 5503 code for a protein of 1696 amino acids. The transcript has 31 exons. The record is from RefSeq and is a predicted model, not a curated record. Gene Ontology annotation, molecular function: DNA binding; ubiquitin protein ligase activity; ATP binding. NCBI's taxonomy places the organism in Eukaryota, Metazoa, Chordata, Aves, Psittaciformes, Psittacidae. Gene Ontology annotation, cellular component: nucleosome; nucleus. Gene Ontology annotation, biological process: protein polyubiquitination; nucleosome assembly; DNA damage response.
UGGGGCGGGGAGAGCUGUCACCGUCCCCCGGCCGCAUUGGCCGCCGGCUGGGCCGGGGCGGGUGCGCGCGCAUCCCCAUGCCCGCCCCUCGCCCGGGAACUCCGCCCGACUUCCCCAGCGGUGGAGGGGUCGCGAACCCCCUUUGCUCUUCUCCCGCCCGCGGCCCCCCACCCGCAGCAGCCAUCAGCCCGUGUGGGGGGGACUGUCCCGGGUGGGGAGGACCCGCAGCCGCUUGGGCAGCCGCAGCAGCGUUACCCUUUCGGUUUGUGCCUUCGCGACGUAGACAUGGUUGUUUCCUGGCCGUAAGAGUUUUAAACCCAUCUACCCAAACGGAGCAGCAGUUCUGUCGAGUUUACAUCCCACCGCCCGGUGCUGAAGUUGAGCCUGAAAAUUCUGUUGAGAAAACGACAAAAUGAGUAGCCGUCGAAAACGUGCACCUCCAUCAAAAAUAGAUGAGGAGAAGAAGAAAAAGCUCUGCUGGAAUAUGCAUGAAGAUCGGAGAAAUGAGAUGAUAACAUUAGAUGAUGAAACAACCAAUGAGGACCAUGUUCCAGGUCCAAGCACUUCUUCUUCUUCCUUCAUUGUUAUAAAUGAUGAUAGCACUGAUGAAGACCUCGUUCAAAAAGAAGGCAGUGGCACAAAAUCUGUCAAGUUUUUGACAGUUAACGAUGAAGAGGACUCUUAUUCCAUCUUGACUCCUGUGCCAGUACAGCUAAAUAUUAUAGUCUUGCCAUACCGUGCGGAUGGGUCCUGGAAAGCUUUGCUGGGAGAAUUUGCUCUUCAUCUUCCUUCUGAACAAAUUCUAACUGAUGAAUUCAUUGAAAGGAGCUUUACUUUGGUGAGAGGAGACUCUGAUGAUCAGCUGCAGGUCUGUGUUCAUGAAAGAAGUGGAGAGGAGUACAGUAAUGAAACAAAAGAAUACCUGGGUGCUUACGAACAACGUAUUUUAGUGGAAUCAACUUUAGGCGGUGAAAUAUUGGAAGGCUUGAGAUGGUUGCAAAAGAAGAAGAUAAUCGGACUUUAUCAAAGACCUGGAGAGGCUCAAGCUUUAAAGGUUGGAAUUUACCUUCUGGAAGCUGGGCUAAGUAAACCAGAGUUUCUCAGUGAUGGAGGUGGAAGACCCAAGAAAGCUAAUCAGCUGAUUCAAAAACUCAUGGAGAAGUUCUACAGUUUUUUAAUUCCAGAUGAGCUGGAGGAAGAUGAAGAAGAAUCUGACGUGGAACUAGAGCGACAAAAUAUUGAAGAGCUUUAUGACUUUGUCAGGCACACCCAUCAGCAGGAUAUCCAGUUACUGAGAGAAGAUGUGCAGCAUCCUGCAUUAAUUCCUAUUCUAAGGCCAUACCAAAGUGAGGCUGUGAACUGGAUGCUUCACCGAGAGAACCUCACAAGCACGCCAAGCAGUGAAGAUGCACUGCACUUCUUGUGGCGGGAGGUCAUCACUCUGGGUGGAGAAAAAAUCUACUAUAAUCCAUUUACUGGCUGUAUUAUCCGAGAAUAUCCAAUUGCUGGACCCCAGUGGCCCGGAGGCAUUUUGGCAGAUGAGAUGGGUCUUGGAAAAACAGUAGAAGUGUUGGCUCUUAUUCUGACUCAUACCAGACCAGACAUUAAACAAGAUGAUCUGACAUUACCUGAGGGUAAGCUCGUGAACUUCUUUGUUCCACCUCAGCCUUUAGAGGGAAAUAAAAAGAAAAAGCCAAAGGAAAUGGAGCUUAAAUUGAAGGAGAAAAUACAAUAUCCCAGCUUACGAGUGAUGAUAUUAGCAGCUGUAAAGGAAAUGAAUGUGAAGAAAGGAGCAUCCAUUAUUGCAAUCUUUAAGUACAUCAGUGCUAUAUAUAGAUAUGACAUACAGAGAAAUAGACGGCUUCUCAAAAGAACUCUAGAAAAACUGAUCGCAGAACAAGUAGUAGAGCAAGUCAAAGGACAUGGUCUGGCUGGGUCUUUCAAGCUGGGAAAGAAUUACAAGGAACAGAAGAAGCGAGAAAGAACCAAAGAGCAGAUAGCAAGGACUUCAGAAAGCAUUCAGAAGAAGCAGUUGAUUGAUGUUAAAACUGAAACCAAAGAGUCAAGAAAUAGUGAUGUCACUUCUGAAAAUGCCCAUAAAACUCCUUUACGGGUGGAUAUCACCAUGGAAGAACAUGAUUAUUGUACAACUAGCAAACAUAACAGGAAAUCUGAAGCAGAUGAUGAGAACUCUGUGAAGAAGAAUGAUGUUCAGCAGGAAGCUGUGGUCCCAAAGUCUGCUGAUCUGCAUGGUAACCUCCUUGUCUCCAGUGAUGUGAGCAGUCAUCCCAAUUUUGAUGUUUCUAAAACUACAGCUGAUAUCCAGCAGGAAAUCCCAAAAGAUCAGUCCUCACAUUCCCAAGAACUUGCUGGCAAUAGUGUGCAACAUACCAGUUCUGUAUUUCCAUUUAAUACCUCUGAAUAUCGUUUUGAAUGCAUCUGUGGUGAGCUUGGAUUGGCUGACUAUAAAGCUCGUGUGCAGUGCUUGAAAUGUUACUUAUGGCAGCAUGCAGAAUGUGUAAACUAUAAAGAGGAAAACCUGAAGAUCAAGCCCUUCUACUGUCCUCAUUGCCUUGUGGCAAUGAAACCAGUUUCCACAGGAGCAACUCUGAUAAUUUCUCCGAGUUCUAUUUGUCACCAGUGGGUAGAUGAAAUCAACAGGCACGUAAGAUCAUCUUCUCUUCGAGUUCUGGUGUAUCAAGGUGUGAAGAAGCAUGGCUUUUUGCAGCCGCACAUGUUGGCCGAGCAGGAGGUGGUUAUCACCACAUAUGAUGUCCUCCGCACGGAACUGAACUAUGUGGAUAUACCCCACAGCAACAGCGAAGAUGGGCGCCGUUUCAGGAACCAGAAGCGGUAUAUGGCCAUUCCAAGCCCCUUAGUAGCAGUGGAGUGGUGGAGGAUCUGCCUUGAUGAAGCACAGAUGGUUGAAUGCACUACUGCAAAGGCUGCUGAAAUGGCACUCCGUUUAAGUGGGAUCAAUCGCUGGUGUGUCAGUGGCACUCCUGUGCAGCGAGGAUUAGAAGAUCUGUAUGGAUUAGUCCUUUUUCUUGGAAUUGAUCCUUACUGGGUCAAACAUUGGUGGGACCGGCUUUUAUAUCGACCUUAUUGUAGGAAAAAUCCCCAGCCUCUCUACAGUCUGAUUGCCAAGAUAAUGUGGAGAUCAGCAAAGAAGGAUGUGAUUGACCAAAUUCAAAUCCCCCCUCAGACAGAAAAUGUACAUUGGCUUCACUUUUCUCCUGUGGAGAGACACUUCUAUCAUCGCCAGCAUGAGGUGUGCUGCCAGGAUGCAUUGGCAAAACUCAGGAAGAUUUCAGACUGGACUCUUAAGCUUAGUAGCCUAGAUAGAAGGACUGUGACUUCUAUUCUGUAUCCUUUGCUGCGGCUGAGGCAGGCCUGCUGUCAUCCACAAGCUGUUCGAGGAGAGUUCCUGCCGUUACAGAAAAGCACCAUGACCAUGGAGGAACUGUUAACAUCUCUGCAGAAAAAAUGUCGAACAGAGUGUGAGGAAGCUCACCGGCAGUUGGUGUGUGCUCUGAAUGGCUUAGCUGGUAUCCAUAUCAUUAAAGGAGAAUAUGCAUUGGCUGCAGAGCUGUAUAGAGAAGUGUUACGAUCAUCUGAAGAGCACAAAGAAAAGCUCAAAACAGAUUCCUUGCAAAGACUUCAUUCUACACACAAUUUGAUGGAAUUGUUGGCAAAGCACCCAGGAAUUCCUCCGACUUUGCGUGAUAGCCGACUUGCAGAAGAGGCAGAACAACUUCGACAGCAUUAUAUGAGUAAAUCCAAUGCAGAAGUUGCAGAAGCCCAUCAGGCCUUACAGCCAGUUUUUCAGACCAUUCGGGAGCUCCAGAGAAAGAUACAUUCAGGUUCUCCUUGGUGGUUGGAUGUUAUCCAGACAGCAAUACAGUAUGCCAUCGAUGAGGAGCUUGUUCAACGUGUGCAAAAUGAAAUAACAUGCAACUACAAACAGCAGAUUAAUAAACUCUCCAUGGCAGAGAAAUUCCGUGACUGCAGAGGCCUUCAAUACCUGCUCACAACCCAACUGGAUGAAGUGAAGAAGUUCCAGAAGAUUGUAAGAGAAGCUGUGAAAAACUUAGAAGGCCCUCCCUCUAAGCAGGUUAUUGAGGCUGCCACUAUCUGCCAUUUGCGACCUGUUAGACUUCCACUUAACAACUGUGUCUUCUGUAAGGCUGAUGAGUUGUUCACAGAAUACGAGUCGAAGCUCUUUUCUCAGACUGUCAAAGGCCAAAUGGCAAUAUUUGAGGAGAUGAUAGAAGAUGAAGAAGGGCUCGUCGAUGACCGUUUACCCACUACAAGCAGAGGACUGUGGGCAACCAGUGAAACUGAACGUGCCUUGAAAGCUAUUCUCUCCUUUGCCAAAGCUCACCGAAUGGAUGCUAAGCUAACUGAAGAAGGCAGCAUAUUUCUGGAACUCUUUGAAGCAUGGAAAAAGGAAUAUAAGUUACUCCAUGAAUAUUGGAUGGUGCUUAGGGAUCAUGUCUCUGCUAUUGAUGAACUGGCAAUGGCUACAGAACGGCUGAGAGUGCGUCAUCCUGAUGAGCCAAAACCAAAUCCACCAGUUCUCCACAUCAUAGAACCACAUGAGGUAGAGCAGAAUCGAGUGAAACUUUUGAAUGACAAAGCAGUUGCCAAAUCACAGCUUCAGAAGAAAUUAGGACAACUUCUGUAUCUCACUAAUCUGGAGAAAUCUCAGGAUAAAACUACUGGAGGAGUUAACCCUGAACCGUGCCCGAUCUGUGCACGUCAACUGGGAAAACAGUGGGCAGUGCUGACGUGUGGACAUUGUUUUUGUAACGAGUGUACAGCUAUCAUCAUAGAACAGUACAGCGUUGGCACCCGCCGGAGCUCAAUUAAAUGUGCCAUUUGCAGGCAGACAACAUCUCAUAAAGAAAUAUCCUAUGUCUUCACUGCAGAAACGGCAAAUCAGGAAGAUGAUAUUCCUGUAAAGGGAAGUCACUCCACCAAAGUGGAAGCUGUGGUCCGAACACUGAAGCGAAUUCAAUUUAAAGAUCCAGGAGCUAAAUCCUUAGUAUUCUCAACGUGGCAAGAUGUGUUGGACAUAAUUUCAAAAGCCUUGUAUGACAACAACAUGGUUUUUUCUCAGAUCAAUGGAAUUAGUAAAUUUCAGGAAAAUCUCUCUGCAUUCAAAUACGAUCCCAACAUCAAUAUUUUGCUGCUGCCUCUUCACACUGGUUCCAAUGGACUCAACAUCAUUGAAGCAACUCACGUUCUGCUUGUGGAACCCAUCCUGAAUCCUGCACAUGAGCUGCAGGCUAUUGGCAGAGUACAUCGUAUUGGCCAAACAAAAUCUACCAUUGUUCAUCGGUUCCUGAUAAAAGCAACAAUAGAAGAGAGAAUGCAGACUAUGCUGAAAACCGUAGAUAGAAGCCACACGAGCUCUUCCAUGAAACAGUCAGAAGCCUCAGUUCUGACAGUGGCAGAUUUGGCUGACCUUUUUACAGAGGAAACUGAAGAACUUGAGUAAAAACAUUGGUUUGGCCUAAUGAGAUCAGGAAGUACCUGACCUAAUAAGCACCGGUAUAUAACCCUCUUGAUCUGUCAUUCCUGUGCACAUCAUCUAAUGUUUGUCCCUAACAGAGCUAUUGGAAAUUGAAAAGUCUUAAUUGUUACUGUGGCGAAUUGUUGCUAUUCUGUGGCGAAGUUCUUAGCAGCACACACUUCUGACAGCACUGGAGAAAACUUGCACUUUGCACAUUAUACAGAAAACAUGGAUUUUAUUCCCAAAGAGCGUUUGAGCUGGAUGCUAAAACUGAGAUCUUGGACCCUUGGUUGAGAGGAUUUUUGCCAUCAGGUUUGAUUGGCUAGUAGCUCAGUCUGAGAGCAAAACUAUGUGUGGAUGGUUGGGUGGGAAAGGGAAGCCGAAAACCACAAAUCUAAUUUUUCUUUUUCUUUCUUACUGUACAAAGAAUUGUUAGAAAGACUAACUGUAAAUUAAUAUUCUUCUAGAAAGGGCUUGUUACCGUUUAAUGCAGGGUUACUGAACGUCUUAUUGGUAACACUUUAAAUGACUGAUCUUUACUAAAAAUUUGGAUAUUUGUAUUAGGCUUCUAGAUGUUCAUAAACGCUUGUGACAGUUAAAUUUCAUUGUUUAUGCUUAUUCACUGCAAAAUGAUGAUAAUUAAAUUAUGCUUUUUGUAUGUGUGUUGGUCUGGUAAUCAGUUAAAUAUUUGAACUUACUAUACAUGUGUUCACUUAUUCUCGAAGCCAUGGCUAAGUUAGUGCUUUGUUAAAAGAAAUAAAAGGCAUUUGUUACAGAACCCGUAAAAAAAAAAAAAAUUGGUUAAGCUGCUGACCACUUUAAAACCAUUUGGUGCUUGUGUAUAUUUUCUCACCCUGAUUUUUUGGGCUAGUUCUCUCCCUUAAAGAUGCAGCAAUCUAAAUAUCCCAAAUAGAUGAAGUUAAGGCAGGCAGUCUUAAUUAUUUGGUACCUAAUCUAAGUUAGAUAAUCAGUGGAGGGAGAUGAAACUCUUGUGAAACUUCAUCCUUAGAUAUGCAAGACCACUCUACCCUAUCUCUUUUGACAGUAGACAGUUUAGAAAACAAAUCUAGGCUAACUUUUAGACUGCUGAAAGUGGACAAGAUAAAUUUUAAGCCUUUUGGCAUAGGUUAUUGGUACACAUGUACAUAACGUCAUUUCUGAAGGUAUUACAGAAGCAAGCUCAGUUAUGCAGUUGAUGUUAAACACGAUUUUGUGGUUAGAGACUGGGCAAAUGUAUAUGCAUAAGCAGUGGGCUACUUCCCUCCAAUUGCAAUAUUUACUGUUUCAGCAGACAAUGGUUUUUGUAUAUUUUAGAAAUCCUACUUGAGGUUGACAUUAAAAUGAGUCCUUUAAGAAAUCUCAUCUUAGAAUUUUUACUCUAAUCAUGCCUGCUAAAUAAAUGUGCCGUGUAGUUAUUGAGCUUCUUGAGAUCUGUUUUCAGUCAUACCACGUAUGAGUUGCACCACGUGGGUAUUAAGCCUGUCCACAUGGCAGACAGGUUUUCUACUGCUGACAACAAAUGUGAAUAGAAUCUACAGGAAUAAUAUUGCAUCAAGAGGUGGGGUUUUGGCUUUUAUAGUCUGUUGUCCUUCUGGACCGAUUAGAUACUUUGCUCUAAAGACUAUUCAAAUAAAUUUACAGACAAUGUAUCUUUAUUUCCUGUAUUUGCAUAUGUUUUAGCCUUACACAUUUUGUCUUUGAGAUUACUGAUGUUUUGCUGAUUACAGUUUGGAGCAAGGGAAAGGGAAUAGACAGACUUUUUUUCAGAUGAGAUUGAUCAAAUGAUUUGCACAGAGACUGUGACAUCUUCAUUCUCAAAUGUAUUGAGAACUCAAAUGACCCUGAGCAACCUGAUCCAGCUUCGAAGUUGGCCCUGCUAUCGGUGUGUUGGACCAGAUGACCUCCAUGGAUCCCUUCCAGCCUAAAUCAUUCUACAGUGUACUGCAGAUCAUGCUGUACAGACACUCCAGGAACUCUGAGGGCAGCAGCAUUCCAGUUUCCUCAUCAUCUUCAGAGAAUUUUAAUAUUAAAUGACAUAAUGUGAUUGAACAAGGAGCUGCUGUUCGUCUGAGAAAUUAUAUAUCUAUGUUAAAAACUGUGGAAGCACAUAAUGUUUGCAUUCAUAGCUCCUUUUUAAAUAACUACGUGUGGGAAUAACAGUUGUCGGUGAAUGUGAGAGGCAAACUGAAAACUAUCUGCCAUGAAAGCUUUCCCAAGCUCUGCACAUUUUUGGUUUAUUUAUAUAAAGAUGAUGGUUUCAUUGUUUAUUUACAAAAACAUGGCUUUUGGAUUCCUAGCCAAAAGCAUAGCUUCUCGUCAAGCAGUGCAUAAGUCUUCAGUCCUGACUUAUUUUUUUUAUGCUCACAUAACAGCAUGAGAUGUCAGAGGGCUGGUUCUAGGCACUCUCCUGACUGCCCUGGAGCACCAGGACCUAGAGCUCUGGAGGUGUAACAUUAAAUGUGUACACUAGUCCCGUUAAAGCACCUCUUGAAAUUGGAAGGUUGAACCAUUGGAGUAUAUAGCCUGUGUCAGCAGUAAAAUGGACUCUUCAAGUUUCAAAUAAUACUAAGUACAGAGACUAAAGAAUUAUUUUGUAAAAGAAGCCAAACUGUAAUUUACCACUUUUUGCCAUUCUUUGCAACAUUUAAUUUCUUUGACAAAGGUUUUCUUUCAGACAUCUGAAGGCAUCUCAUGAGAUGAGCUUUUUUCUUUUCCUGCCAAGGGUGCAGCUUGUACAUGUGCAGUGCUUUUCUCUUACCAAAGCACAGUAAGCCUGUUUUCAUGGUGCUGCUGUGAUACAGCUCUCUAGCAGGAGAAUACUCUUUGAAAAGGCAGUAUCUUGGCUGAGAACAAACUUUGCCCUAUCAUAGUAGUUCCAAUAUACUCAUAGAAAUGGCAUUUUCCACACAAAACAGAAAUCUAGAAAUAGUGACUGCAGUGUUUACAUAAUGUUCUUGUGAAAAUACCCAUAGUCAUGUACCAGAUUCUCAUGUGUUCUCCUGCUAAAACAUGUACACAUGUAUUGUUUAUCCAGACAAUCCCUUUAAAACUGAGGCUCCAAGUGAUUCUAAAGACCUCAGUGCUGACCUUUCAUCUCUUUUGGUUCCAUGACAAACAAUGUUGGGAGUUUUUUGACUGGAGUUGGAGAGGAUUUGGGGACAGGUUUUUCUCUCUGCGUAUAAAAGUUCAGUGCCUUGUGGAACAGAAUUGUCAUCUUAUUUAGGUGUCUGUAAAACCUUCAUGCAAAGAGAUUUCCUUGAACCACACAAUAUGAAGGUGUUAGAAACUAAGGAGUGGAUUCUCUUAAGGUGUUAAACUAAGCUCUGUGAAUGUCACUGUGGAUCUUUAUGAGUUUGUAAGUUAAGGUCCUCUUUGCUCUACAUCAGUCUAUGCCGGGAAAAGGUUUUAAUCUUAACCUGUUAGGUAACUGUUUAGCAUACUAAAGUCCAGGAAACACUAUAGUGUUCAUGCAGAUCAGCUACUACAAAAGAAUAUUUACCUCAACCUCUCAUGCAUAUUAACAUUGCAUGUUAAGGAAUGGACAUAAGAGUAGUUGAUGCUUUUUGUGAGGUCUUCCAAACCACUUUUCUGCCAGUAUCUGUAGAUGUAUUCCAGUUGUCUGACAGCAGAGCACCCUCUACUUCAAAAGUAACUGUGCUUCAACGCAAACGUGAGUGGGAUCCUACAGAAGAAAAGAUGCAUAGUUGUUUCUAGUUAAGACCAUACAGACAUACUUCCUCCUAUAAGAUCCUGUUUGGCUUAGUGACUGAGGUCCAGUUAACAACUCUCUACUGCAGUCUUUUCUGACACAGAGAGUGCUGUCUUCUUCCAUUCCUUAUGGCUACAUCAUGUUUUCCAAGAGUCCCAGAAUGAUGUAAUUAGCAACUGUGCCUCAGUUAAACUGGCAGGGAAAAAGUCUGUAUUGGUCAGUCUUGCAGUGACCAAUGUAAGAAGAAUCAAUCUUGAAAUCUAUUGCUCCCUCAAGGCAAGUGAUUAGAUGAGUUUCUAAAAGAAAAUUUGGUGUGUGGUUGGUUUGUUUUGUUGGGGUUUUUUUUUCCCCUGGAUAUAAAUAGAGCCCAUUUCUGAAGCUUAAUCUAAAGAUUUACUGCUUAAGAUCUGUGUGAUAACCUUUCAUAUAGACUGAAAGGCUAGUUGCAACGCUACUGUGCCUGUGCUUUUCUUCCUUUUUUUGGUUGCCUGCAACAAGAUCUUUACAAGACUAUAUACUGUAAAUGUAGGUUAAAGGAAUUUCAUAAUGAAGGAAAAAAGGAGGUCCGAGACAUCCCUGUCUCUCCCUCUCUGUGUCUCCAUCUCUGUGUUUGUCAUCUCAUCCCACUCACCCCCAGCUCACUCAGAAUGUUACAAAGAAUGUUUGUGUUUGGUCAGUGGAAGUAGAGGAAAAGAGUCAUAAUCCAUAAAAUGGCUACAGUAAAACUGUCACAGGAAAAGUGUUGGAAAUAAAGGGAAUUUUAGCCUGGUAUAAAUUCUUCUUUUCUACCUCUAACGUCUUAAUUUACUGUUAUUCUUCACCACUAUAGAAGCAGAUGUUUAAUUUCAGUCUGUUAACUUACAUGUUUCUGGUUUUAUAUUGUACAGCUGACAUAUAAAAAGGGCCUGGUAAUCUAUUGAUUGAACAAUCAGUGAGGCUUAUAAAUUUUUAGUUGUAAAGUCGAUAGGUUUUGGAUUCAUAAAGUGCACCUGAACUACUAUCCCAAGUUCCAGUGCAUCUAGUCUUCUCUUCUUUAGAGGAAGAGGAAAGAAUAGGUAAUUAUUGAAUCACUGUAGUACUCAACUGAAGUUCCAAGUAGAUAUUCUACAUAUUCUACAGUCAUGCACCAUGUACAGGGGACAGUUAGUUGUACUUGUAGCUCUCAAGUGCCAGGGUGCUGGUCGACAGCAGGCACAAUGUGAGUCAGCAGUGUGCCCUGGCAGCCAAGAGAGCAAACAGCAUCCUGGGGUGCAUUGAAUACAACAGAACCAGCUUGUCAAAAGAGGGGAUUAUCCAGCUGCAUUCAGUGCUGCUGCGGCCUCAACUCCAGAAGUGCGUGCAGCUCUGGGCCCCACAAUUUAAGAAGGAUGUGAAGGUCCUUGAAUGCAUCCAGAGAAGGGCAACAAAGCUGUUGGAAGAGCUGGAAGGAAUGUCCUGUGAGGAGAGGCUGAGGACUGUUUAGUCCUGUGUGCUGAUCUAGUUUGGAGAAAAGGAGGCUUUGGGAAAAGGGAUUUCCCAAGUCCUGCGAAUGGCAAAUCUUGGUUGCAAAGUUUCUGAUCUUGUGUUUGUUAACAUAAAGGCCAUUUCCUGCUCAAGAUGGGACAUUUGCUCACAAAAUGGCAAAUAAUUAUACUAAUUAUCUUCAUCAAAAGGAGCAUGACCAGCAGGUUGAGGGAGGUAAUUCUGCCCUUCUACUCUGCUCUCAUGAGACCCCACCUGCAGUACUGCAGUCAGCUCUGGGGCCCACAACAGAAGAAAGACAUGGAUCUGCUUGAGCGAGUCCAAAGGAGGGCCAUGAAGAUGACCAGAGGGCUGGAGCACCUGCAAAUUAAUCCUGAGAAAGAUCUUUGAAUUACAUUUAAGUUUUUAAUUUUUAAAUUUUUUUUUAAUUAUUAUUUAUGUUACUAUAAAGUCUAUAAAUUACUCACUUUUGAUAGAAAAUUAUUUCUUUUAUAUAAUUACAUAUUAACAAAUACUUUGUCAGGUAUUUGCAAGCAAUUUGUUGUCCUUUAAUUCUAGAUUUUGGAAAACAGAAUAAUUGAAUCAUUCUAGUAACAGAAUAGUGAAACCAAUCGGCUUUGGCAGUGGCAAGUUAAUGACUCUUAGAAAGCAACCCACAGGAGAGGAAAGAGCAGUUUUCAGUUGUGUUCCAAAACUGAAAGUCCCGGAUGAUAAGCCAAGAGAGAAUAUUUUGUUUACAUGCUCUGUUUCCUUGCAUAGUAUAGACAUUGUAAUUUCAAUGAGAUAAUUUAACUAGAAAGUAGAAAAACUAUAUUUUUAUUUGAAAGUUACCAGGGAGGGUAAUAAUCACACUGUCUCUGAAGGUUUGCAGCUAUUUCAAAGUCUCUGUGAACACAAUUUUUUGUCUUUAAUUAUCCUGCUACUGAAAUAAUACUGCUUGUUAUGAUACUCAUUAAAUAUCCUUUUCUUUCUGUCUUUCUGGUUUGUGGAAAAGCAGCUGGUGCCUCUUCUAAAAGUGCUUAAAAAUUUAUGUUCCUGUUCCUCAAUCUGUAACUGAAUUGUCUGAUAGAUGUUACCUGCUAAAUAGUACCAAUUAGGAGGAAUGCUCUGCAUGUGUGAAUAAUUGUUAUUCAAAACUACACUUACAACGUGUGUAGAAGUCCAGGAGUCAUAAUUACUCUUUCCAGUGUGGUUGGUUGAACACAGCUCCAGAACUGCUGCCUGCUGGAAAUAGCUAACACUUCUCCACAGCAAUUCUUCACUGCAAUCUCGUGCUCCAUAGAGACUGCGCCUGUGACAUCUCCUCGAUACAGUCAUCUCUGGGAUCAGUUGUAUCAUAUUUUCCUUCCUAGAACUGUAAAUCAGUCCUGGUCAAUCCCAAUAUACAUAGAACUAUUUUUGAGAGUGUGGUAUAAUUAGGAGACCUCUGGCCCAAUGCUGUGUUGCAGUUCAUGUGUUACUAAUUGCUUUUAACACUGUCAGAAAUGAAUAAAAAAUUAAAAAUGUGUUCAGUUA